CUUUAAUAAUUCAUUUAUUUAAACCUGUGACACUGCAUUGUGGUUCAAGGUUUAACUCUUGGUUAUUCAACAUCAGUCCCUCACUCUGAAGAUGUUCACUCAGAGUCUUUGUGACACUUGCUUUGCUUGUCAGUAGAAAUUUCACUUGAGAGCACAUUAGCUUCAUCUAAGGGAAACUAAUGGAUCUAAGAGGGUACUUCAACAGGAUCGGGUUUACUGGACCAUAUGACAAACCUGAUCUGGACACUUUAUGCACCAUCCAUAAGCUGCAUGUUAUGACCAUUCCAUUUGAGAACCUCAGCAUCCACUGUGGGGAGAAGAACACGACGGACCUGAACAUCAUCUAUGAUAAAAUAGUCAAAAGCAAACGUGGAGGCUGGUGUUGUGAAAACAACCUCUUGUUCUCAUGGGUCCUAAAGGAGAUGGGUUACAAAUACACCACACUAGGCUCCAAGGUGUUUAAUAAGUUCCAAAAUGGUUUUCACCCCGUGGACUCUCAUCUCAUCAAUAUGGUGGAGAUUGAUGGGAAGCCUUACAUUACCGACGUGAGCUAUGGAGUGUCGUGCCAACUGUGGUAUCCCUUAGAGAUGAUCUCAGGUAAAGAUCAGCCGCAGCCUCCAGGUGUGUUCCGCCUACUAAACGAUGGGAUGACGUGGGUUCUGGAGAAGACUUCAAGAAAGCAAGUGGUUAAAGACAAGGCCUAUGCUCAUUCCAGCCUCAUUGACAGGCGUCUAACUAAGAAAAUGUAUUGCUUCCCAUUAACACCCCGUGAUAAAGAGCAUUUUGUGGAAACCCUGGAUUGCUUGCAGACCAGUCCUGAUUCUCGGUUUGUGCUGAAGUCCAUUUGCUCCCUUCAGAAGCCCAACGGCUUCAGAGCUCUGAUUGGCUGGACUUACAGCGAGAUCACAUACAUCCCCGAGGAGGACUGUGACAUGGUGGAUAUGAAGGAAAUCCCUGACUGUGAAAUAGAAGCUGUGCUGAAGGAAAAGUUUAAUGUGGUGUUAGUUAAUAAGUUCACACCUAAAAACAAAAAAGCUAAUUAUUGUAUGUAAUACAGUAUACUACCAUGACCCGUAAGUAUUGUCAUGCAUCUCAGUGGACAAUACUUGUCACCAGAGAUGGAAAAAUUAUAAUCCAUUUCAUGCUUUAUAACUUUUUAAUGCCCUCAACAACUACAACAAAUAAUAAUAAUAAUAAUAGUAAUAAUAAAAAUAUUAUAAAAAGUAAAUAAAAUAAAAAAACAGCUUCUUUUGAAUAGCCGUUAAAGGACAAAAAUGUGUGCCAAAUGGGGUAGUUAUGGCAUCUUGCAGCAGGGGCAUAGCAAAACUAUGGUCACUUGAGACAAAUUCUCAUACUUCCUUGAAUGGCCUUUUCUUUAGGAUGCAACAAACAGGUCUAACCAAUAGAAGAAUUUCUGUGAAAGUCUAGCCCUGAAUGCAGCACUGUUUCUGUGUGUCUCAAUAUUUCUUAUUAUUUUGAAAAUAUUAUUUAACAUAGGAGUUGUCACCACUUGACGUCCAAUAAAGUUCAGGUUAAGGUUAAGGUUAGAAUCACCCCUUUAAACCCCUAUAAUCAAAUCAAACCUUUACCUCUUCACUUACUAAUAAAGUCUGUAAAUGUUUGUCCAGGGUGCUGAUAAAACAGAACACAGAUAGCAUUGUGUGUUAAAACUGGUUACUAACAACAGGUCAGGUUAAUG
Carassius carassius (crucian carp) is the source of this 1699-nucleotide messenger RNA. Its product is annotated as arylamine N-acetyltransferase, pineal gland isozyme NAT-10-like. Lineage: Eukaryota; Metazoa; Chordata; Actinopteri; Cypriniformes; Cyprinidae. The transcript is spliced from 2 exons. The coding region runs from base 180 to 1052 and encodes 290 amino acids. The record is from RefSeq and is a predicted model, not a curated record. Gene Ontology annotation, molecular function: acetyltransferase activity.